AUGACCAGUACUACUGAUAAGCAAAGUUCCACGUCUAUCCCACCAGUGUUUCACAAUAAUGAUAAAGGAACAUUUGGUUACUAUACUGCCACAGAAAGAUGGCCCAUUAUUAUUAGCAACUGCAUUAAUGAUUUGGAUAAUCACCUAAACCAGUUAUCUGCAAAUUUACUCAAAGAGGGGGUAGCAGAUUAUGAAUUGAUUGAAUCUUCUGGAAAAGUGAUCAAGAAUAAGAUACUCGCUUUGAGAAAAGAUAUUGUAAAGGGUGAUGUCUUACUAGAAAAAUUUCCUGAAAAACUAAUUGCUAAAAGGCCCAUCUAUAAGGAUUUCAAUCUUUACUUGGAGAAUCCUGAUGACGGUCAACCUCCUAAUUCGCUAACGUGGGCCAAUUCUGGUUGGUUGUUUUCUGAAGUUUAUUUGUACAACAGAAUCCAUCAGUAUUUCCUUGAAUCUGGCUCUGCUUACUGGAUUAAGCAAUUUGAUAUAUUUAAUGCCGUGAAACAAUCUACUUUUAAGUCUAGUAUCUACGGUGUUUUGGAACUGGCUAUUAAAUAUAAGAAUUUGCAUCCCAAAUUUAUCAACGAAUUGACCUACAAUGCAGAGGGCACCAAUUUAGACACUCUGCAGAUUCUUUUCAACGAAUUUGUUGAAAUUUCGUUGUGGGGUAAUGCUACCGAUCUAUCAUUAUUGACAAAUGCCACCUUAGAAGAUAUUAAAUCAAUUCAAGGCGCUGAAGCUAGAAAAAAAUCAGAAUCCAAAAUAUUGAUCAAUGAUACAAAAAGGGCAUGGGAACAUUUAUUAUCGUCUAAUAAAAACGAAAAAUCAGGCAAGAGGGUUGACAUUAUUUGUGACAAUUCUGGUUUUGAGUUAUAUGCCGACUUAUUGUUGGCAUUGUUUUUAUUGGACACUAGGAUUGUGGAUAAAGUUGUUUUCCAUUCCAAAGAUAUUCCAUACAUGGUUAGUGACGUUAUGAAUAAGGAUUUAACUAUCUUAUUAAACGAUUUAAUGGACCCAAGCUUUUUCCCCCGUAACGACAAUACUAAUGAUGAUCCUUUUACGUUUCUUGCUGAUCAUGUUAUUGAAUAUUUAAACUCUGAAAAAAUAAUUAUUAAGGAUGAUCCAUUCUGGACCAAUUACUUUGAUUAUUGGAGUAUUGAUUCUAAUUCUGAGGGUUCUGCUAUAUACAAUGAAUUUAUCGAGUCCAAAACCUCUUUAAUUAUUUUCAAAGGUGAUUUAAAUUAUCGUAAAUUAACUGGUGAUAGAAGAUGGGACAGAACAACCCCCUUUAAAGCAGCUAUUGGACCUUUAAGUCAUAACGGAUUGCCCAUCCUGAGUUUAAGAACUUGCAAAGCAGAUGUCGUCGUUGGGUUGUCUGAUGGUGUAGAUGAAAAAUUAUGCAAGGAGUGGGAAGCUUUGGGACACGAGUAUGGUUCGUGGUGGUGCAGUAGUGGUAAAUGGGCUGUUAUAUGUUUUUCCGAAGGCACUAGCUAA
Molecule: messenger RNA, 1488 nt
Organism: Saccharomycodes ludwigii
Lineage: Eukaryota; Fungi; Ascomycota; Saccharomycetes; Saccharomycodales; Saccharomycodaceae
Product: putative methyltransferase
Exons: 1
Coding region: 1-1488 (495 amino acids)
Biological process (GO): DNA damage response
Cellular component (GO): nucleus; cytoplasm
Molecular function (GO): phosphatase activity
Source: RefSeq, a predicted model, not a curated record